Molecule: messenger RNA, 1635 nt
Organism: Meyerozyma guilliermondii ATCC 6260
Lineage: Eukaryota; Fungi; Ascomycota; Pichiomycetes; Serinales; Debaryomycetaceae
Gene: HSX11
Product: Hsx11p
Exons: 1
Coding region: 1-1635 (544 amino acids)
Biological process (GO): glucosylceramide biosynthetic process
Cellular component (GO): membrane
Molecular function (GO): ceramide glucosyltransferase activity
Source: RefSeq, a predicted model, not a curated record
AUGAUCGACUUUAGCUUUCGCGAAGCGUCUGCUAUUUUUCUUCUAAUAUGGUACAUUGUGAUUCUAGUGGCCGCGUACUCCGGUUUUUUUGCCCUCAUGAAUCGGUACCGGAAACCGCCCAGUUUUCCGUUGAAUGAACGUGACAUGGAACCGGUGCUGAUUAUCCGGCCAUUGAAAGGCAUUGAGCCAGAAAUGUACUCGUGUUUGGAAUCGUCAUUUCUUCAAAACUACCCACAGAACAAGUUUGAAAUUUUGUUUUGUGUUGACGAGACCAAUGAUGCGGCGAUUCCCGUGGUCCAGAGCCUCAUACAACGGUACCCGCUGGUCAGAGCUCAAAUAUUGGUGUCGAAACAUGACCCUGAAACCAACCAGUCAACGCAGCAUUUUGGCCCGAAUCCCAAAGUCAAUAAUCUUGCCAAAGGGUUCCGCGCCGCCAAACACGACAUUUUGUGGGUGAUGGAUUCGAAUGUGUGGGCGUCGCCUAAUGUUCUUCGAAAUUCUGUUAAAACGCUCAACUAUAAUACUAAUAAUGGAGUAGCAGUGCUGGGCUCGCGGCGCAACAAAUUGGUCCACCAUGUCCCGCUCGCGCUCAGUGUGAGUCCACAGGCACCGACCGACUCGGAGUAUGUAACAAACUCGACACCGAACUCGUCAAGUUCAUCGAGUCUUUCAAUUUCGGAGCCAAAAUCAACCUCAAAGCUAAUUUCUCCAAAUUCAACUUCAACCUCAAGUUCAAGCUCAAUACCGCUGGCACAGCUGUCCCUGUCAAUACCGCUCCUGUCAAUAUCGCUGCCGCUGUCUAUUUCGCCGCCGCGGCGGCGGCUUCUCAAAAAAUUCGGCGCCAAACUCGACGAAAUGUUUCUUCUCACAUCGCAUCUGAAAUUCUAUGUUUCUCUCAAUAAUCUCGCCGUGGCGCCCUGCGUCAACGGCAAGUCCAACAUCUACCGUCGCUCCGACUUGGACUUGGCGGUGGCAGCCAUUCCCAUCAAGCACUCGCCGUUCUUCAAUACUCCAGCCGUGCGCAACGACGCUCUUCAAUUAACUCGAGAAGCCAAACCGGGAAACUCCAUCAAGUUUUUCUCCAAAUAUAUUGGCGAAGACAACAUGAUUGGAAUUGCCUUAUGGGAAAAUCUUCAUGGCCGUACCGGACUCACGUCCGAUGUAGUGAUUCAGCCGCUCAGUGGAACAGACAACACCAUCAGCAAUUACGCCGAAAGAAGAGUGCGGUGGCUCCGCGUGCGCAAGUAUAUGGUGCUUGCGGCCACAUUGAUCGAACCCACCACCGAAUCCAUCAUUUGUGGGGUGUACGGAACUUAUGCCGUUUCUACACUUUUCUUCAACCAGUGGUUCAACUGGAAAUAUUUCGCAUUUCAUCUCGCAAUAUGGAUCCUCACCGACUACUGCCAGUACUACACAUUGAUCUACAACAUUGCUAGCUUCGAACACCCGCCAAAAUGGCUCGCUAGACACAACCUCCCACCAUUGAAAAGACCAUUUUUCAGCUGGAUCCAGGUGUGGUUUAUGCGUGAACUCUUGGCGCUCCCCAUAUGGAUUUCCGCCAUGUGCGGCCACGAAAUCGACUGGAGAGGCCGCCCGUUCAAAAUCAAACCGGACUUGUCGGCGGAAGAGCUCUAG